Messenger RNA from Camellia sinensis, 1384 nucleotides. The record is from RefSeq and is a predicted model, not a curated record. Lineage: Eukaryota; Viridiplantae; Streptophyta; Magnoliopsida; Ericales; Theaceae.
AAUCUAUAUUUGUGACCAGUUAUUGGUAACGUUUGAUAAUCAUUAAUAAAUUAUUGGUAUUUUCACAGUCUGUAGUAUUCGAAGGUGAAGGAGGGAGCAAUGGCUUGCUGUUCAUUGAGUUUCCCGGCAACGACCAAAGCAAAGUAUCCAUCUCCAUCAUCAUCAUCAACAUCAUCGAAUUCAGCUGUUUCUGCUACUGUCUCUCCAUCUUCUUCUUCUUGUUUUUCAAGUUCAAAAUCCAUUUCACACUCACACUUGUUUCUAUCUUCCUCACGCGGCAUUUAUUACCAACAAACCCUAGUCCGCCGGAGGCCUUCCUAUUUCCAGGUUGUGUCAUCAGGGAAUAAGCCAGAACCACCGAAGGUGAUGAUAUCUGGGGCUCCUGCUUCAGGUAAAGGGACACAAUGUCAGCUCAUCACUAAGAAAUAUGGUCUGGUGCAUAUUGCGGCUGGAGAUUUACUGAGGGCAGAAAUUUCAUCUGGGAGUGAAAUGGGGAAGCAAGCAAAGGAAUACAUGGAAAAAGGACAAUUGGUCCCUAACGAAAUAGUUGUCAUGAUGGUGAAGGAACGCCUUUCACAACCAGAUUCUCAAGAAAAUGGAUGGCUUUUGGAUGGGUACCCAAGGAGCUUAUCUCAAGCAGUAUAUUAUUGAUUGAUGUAUUACAAGAUUGAUUUUUUUGUGUUAUUGGAGGUCCCCGAGGAUAAUCUUGUUGAGCGAGUGGUUGGGCGUAGGUUAGAUCCUGUUACUGGUAGGAUAUACCACUUGAAGUAUUCUCCACCAGAGACUGAAGAAAUUGCUUCUAGGCUUACCCAACGCUUUGACGACACAGAAGAAAAGGUAAAGUUGCGAUUGCAAACUCAUCAUCAAAAUGUGGAGUCGGUGCUUUCAAUGUUUGAGGACGUAACUGUCAAGGUGAAUGGAAAUGUAUCCAAGGAGGAAGUAUUUGCACAAAUUGACAGUGCGUUGACACAACUUCUUGAGCAAAAGCAGGCUACUUUGGGAUCUAUGGCAGCUUGAAGAUAAGAGCAUAUAAAAGAGAUACAAUACCUUUCUUUGCCUUUUGGCUAAGAUUAAACAGAAUAAAAUGAUGUGGAAGAACCUGGAAAUUAGCAUGAUAGAUCAUGCCUUCCCUAUUAGAUCAAAUUGGUGGAGAUGAGACUAUGCAUAGACAAAUUAUAACUAGAUGUAUUAAUGCUUUUCGGUAUUUGUGCUUUGUUUUUCAUUUUUUCUCAUUCUCCGAAAAAAAAAAAAAAAAAAAAUUAUGUUUCCUUACACUAGCAAUAUCACAUGUUGUUGUCGUUCUUACUUUUUGAAUCAAAGUUGUAAAGGCUGUGAUUGGAAGUAGCUGUGUUGGGUAAUUUUACUUUUGACUGUUGCUAGAUUA